This is a messenger RNA of Sphaerodactylus townsendi, 858 nucleotides long. It is a transcript of the gene DPM3, whose product is annotated as dolichyl-phosphate mannosyltransferase subunit 3, regulatory. Gene Ontology annotation, cellular component: endoplasmic reticulum membrane; dolichol-phosphate-mannose synthase complex. The transcript is spliced from 2 exons. Gene Ontology annotation, biological process: GPI anchor biosynthetic process. The coding region runs from base 86 to 580 and encodes 164 amino acids. NCBI's taxonomy places the organism in Eukaryota, Metazoa, Chordata, Lepidosauria, Squamata, Sphaerodactylidae. The record is from RefSeq and is a predicted model, not a curated record.
UGCUGACGUCAUCGCGCGCGACUCCGAAGCAGGAAAGACCCGGAGCAGCUGCGUGGCCCAGGAAGGAAGUUGCAGAUUUGCCACCAUGACGAAGUUACUGCAGUGGCUCUGGACGCUGGCUAUCCUAGGCACCGUGUGGGCUGCCCUCACCCUGAAUCUUGUGGGACCCAAUCUGCUGCCGCCUCCAUUGUACCAAGUGCUGUGGCCGCUGCCGACCUAUCUGCUGGUGAUGUUCGGCUGCUACUCUUUAGGCGUCGUCGGGUAUCGCGUGGCAACUUUCAACGACUGUGAGGAGGCAGCACAGGAGCUGCUGCAGGCAGCAAGUCCGAGGGAGGCCGAGGUGACCUUUGCUGCCGACAAAGGAAUGGAAGAGUUUACUGAUACCCGGGUUGCUACCGAGGACUGUUGCCCUGAAACGGGGCGGGGGUGGGGGGGCACCUUCUGUGGACUGAGGACUGAAAUAUCAGUGAAUACAGUUGAACUCUGUGAUUGGCUGAAGAGUAUUCAUGUGUUAACAACAAUGCUUAGCUUUUCUACUGCAUUUUCCGUGUUCCAUGUUUGCCCCGGUCUUUUAAAGUAGGGCUGUGCUAUUGUUUCUGUAUAACAGAUUUGGUAACGUUGCUUGGUUGUUGGGACAGUGUUUUCCCUGGGUGGGGCAUGGAUGAACUGGAAAUUAGAGUUAUUUUGGGAGAUUAUUUGGCUGACUUCAUUUUAUUUACAUUUCAUCAGUGUCUGGAAGAAGUGGGAUAUUUUGCCCUGCCCCAUAUUACUCCCUCCCCCUGUGCUUUUAGAGUCAUAGAGCUGGAAGAGACCCCCAAGGGUCAUCCAGUCCAACCCCGUGCCAUGCAGGAACACACA